AUGUCCACAUCCAACAAUCCCCUAGACUCCACAAUCGCGUUUCCACUAUGGGACAACGAACCCAUUGACGGCGCCUUCACCCUCACUACCCCAAAUGGCCUCGACACAGCCGUAGUCUCCAGCGUCUCCCGCCCAUGGCUCUUUGGCUACGAACCCACGCUGCCCAGCGCCCAUCGCCGCGCCAUUUUAAUCACGGGCGGCGGCGGCUACGUCGAACUCAUGGUGGGCCGUGAAGGCAUCAAAGUGGCCAAAUGGCUCACCAGCCUUGGAUUCUACGCCUUUGUCCUAGUCCAUCGAUUUCCCCAUGCCCAGACGGGCGCACAGGCGCCCGUGGACGAUGCGAGGCGCGCCCUGCAGAUAUUGCGAGAACGUGGGUUUGCGGAGCAAGGGGUUGCACUCUGCGGGUUAAGUUCUGGUGGCCAUCUUGCAGCGAGUCUAUUAGCUGGUUACCCGGCCUCCUGGACGCCACCACGCACAGUUUCAACGGCUGCGGACAGUACAGUCAUGGUUCAUAUUCCGUUUGCUAUUAUAGGGUAUGCGCCCAUUUCUACGAAUGCAGUCGGUCGACAGAUUAUUCCUAAUAAGCCUCCACUGCCCCCGGCCGAGAAACAGGCCCUCUACGAUGCUGUGCAGCCAGAUGUACAGCUUCUUGUCCCGGCCCCCCCGACCUUUAUUGUGUAUGCUGGCAACGAUCCCGUGGUGCCAGUGGUGAAUGCGUAUAGACUGGCCGAGGGCGUGGGCAAGGCUGGCGGACUAGUUGAGUUGCACGUCUUUGGCGAUGCACCGCAUGGUUUUGGUGUUGAUACCGUGGGGCAACCGGUGGAAAGGUGGACAGAUUUGGCUGAAGCGUGGAUGAGGCAGGGAGGGUUCUUGGGAUAA
Molecule: messenger RNA, 879 nt
Organism: Plenodomus lingam JN3
Lineage: Eukaryota; Fungi; Ascomycota; Dothideomycetes; Pleosporales; Leptosphaeriaceae
Molecular function (GO): lipase activity
Source: RefSeq, a predicted model, not a curated record